AUGGCUUCGAAAGGACCGGUCGAAAGUUGGACCGAGGAGGCAAUUUGUCCCAUCUGCCUGGAUUUCUUCACCGAUCCGGUUAUACUGGAGUGUGGACACAACUUCUGUCGCUCUUGUAUCACACGGUAUUGGGAAAGGGAGCAGAGAAACUCCUGCCCGGAAUGUAGAGAGGUGUUUGCUGACCGCACCCUCAGGGUGAAUCGGGCCUUAGCAAAUCUGGCUGAAAAAGCUCGAAAUCUAAACCUGAAUCGGAAAGGGAAGGAAAGUGAACGUCACUGCGAGGAACAUGAGGAAGAACUGAAGCUGUUUUGCGAAACGGACAAGACACUGAUCUGUGUGAUCUGUGCAGUGGCGGAGGAACACCGAGAGCACCGCUUCCGGCCGAUUAAAGAAGCUGUUAAAAUCUACAAGGAUCAGCUAAAAUCUUCCUUAGACUCUCUCACAAAAAAGAAAUCAGACUUCCAGGAAAAGGAGCAGCAACAGAAAGAGAAGAUUUCCGGAGUUCGGAAACAGUCACACAGCAAUCAGACCCACAUCACAUCCCAGUUUGCUGAACUGCGACAGAUUAUCACUGAGAAAGAGCAGAGCUUACUCAGGGAUCUCAGGGAAGAAGAGAAGAGGAUUCUCAAACCAAUGGAGAAAAAUCUUCUGGCUCUUCAAGAGAAUAUAAGGAUUAUUCAGGAGGAAAUCACUAAGUUAAAGGAACAGAUGGAUCAAAAAGACAGUGUGAUGUUUCUCAAGAAGGAAGCUCAUCGGAACAGGAGAAUCAGUGACAAUGUCCAGGAAUUGUCAGUGACAGAUGAGGCCCUACCGGUUGAAAAAUUCGAUCGCUUCUAUUUGUUGAACACAGUGCUGAGUGAAACACUUGAUGCCAUUAACCGAGUCUCUGUCACCCUGGAUGUGGAAACGGCGAAUCCGGAGCUCGAGGUGUCUGAGGAUCGGAAGAGUGUGAGACGGACCGGGACCCGGAGGAAUCUCCCUGACACCGGGAAGAGAUUCACAGUCCGGGCUUGUGUGCUGGGAUCGGAGGGAUUCACAUCGGGGAGACAUUACUGGGAGGUGGAGGUGACGGGGAUUCGGGUCUGGUAUCUGGGAGUCGCCGCAGAGUCUGUGGAGAGGAAGGGAGGGCUCAAACUGUGA
This is a messenger RNA of Hypanus sabinus (Atlantic stingray), 1140 nucleotides long. Its product is annotated as zinc-binding protein A33-like. The transcript is spliced from 7 exons. Gene Ontology annotation, molecular function: zinc ion binding; ubiquitin-protein transferase activity. The record is from RefSeq and is a predicted model, not a curated record. The coding region runs from base 1 to 1140 and encodes 379 amino acids. NCBI's taxonomy places the organism in Eukaryota, Metazoa, Chordata, Chondrichthyes, Myliobatiformes, Dasyatidae. Gene Ontology annotation, biological process: protein ubiquitination.